This is a messenger RNA of Penicillium alfredii, 1590 nucleotides long. RefSeq lists its product as uncharacterized. Gene Ontology annotation, molecular function: transmembrane transporter activity. The coding region runs from base 1 to 1590 and encodes 529 amino acids. Gene Ontology annotation, biological process: transmembrane transport. The transcript is spliced from 6 exons. Lineage: Eukaryota; Fungi; Ascomycota; Eurotiomycetes; Eurotiales; Aspergillaceae. Gene Ontology annotation, cellular component: membrane. The record is from RefSeq and is a predicted model, not a curated record.
AUGUAUGGUCUCCCACCCUUCACCAUGGCCUUCGAUGAGCGCAAAUCCCAACAGGGGAUUGAAACGGAUCCUGUACAGAAUCGUUCUGUCGAGAUGGAGGACCACAGCAAGAGGGAUAUCUCGCAUGUCGAGCGCGUCCUAUCACCGGAUGACGAUUUGAGGAAAGAGGACACGGACCACACCCUCGUCGACAAGGAGAUUCAGAUGUACGCUGCGCGCGGACAGGUAGAAGUUGACGAGGAAACCAAUUCCCGGCUGAAGAAGAUGAUCGAUCGCCGCAUCUUGGUUAUUAUGAUCUGCACAUACUUUCUCCAGGCACUAGACAAGGGAACCAUGUCCUUCGCUUCUAUAAUGGGGAUCAAGAAAGAUGGAGGCCUCGAGGAUGGUCAGAAGUACUCCUGGUUGACGACAUGUAUCUAUAUCGCCGUGCUGAUUGUCGAGUACCCAACCAACUGGAUCAUCCAGCGUGUUCCCAUCGCCAAGUAUCUCGGUAUCAAUAUCUGUAUCUGGGGAGGUAUUCUGGCCAUGCACGCUGCUUGCCAUAAUUUCACUGGCUUGGUAGUUGUUCGGACCUUGCUUGGAAUAUUCGAAGCCUGCUGCCAACCCAUAUUCGUGCUUCUGUCAUCGAUGUGGUAUAAGCGUGAAGAGCAGGCGGCAACGGUCACAUACUGGUACAUGAUGAACGGCGGACAGCAAAUCGUCGGUGGUCUCCUGGCAUACUGUUUCACACUGAUCGGCCACGACAAGGUGAUCAAGUCGUGGCAAGCACUUUUUCUGACGUACGGAUGCUUCUCCGUGCUUUGGGGUCUGUUCGUCAUCUGGUGGAUGCCAGACUCGCCGAUGCGCGCCAAAACCGGUAUCCAGAACAAAAAGUUCCGGUCUUAUCAGAUGUACGAGGCAUUCCGCGAUCCUCAACUGUGGUGCUAUUGCAGCAUUCAGAUUUUCACAACACUCCCGACCAGUGGUCUUGGUGCGUUUGCCGGAAUCAUCAUGACGAGCUUCGAGUUUUCCGUCUUGGAAAGCCAGUUGCUUGCCAUGGUCCUUGGGUUUUAUAUUAUCAUCAUUCUUCUGAGUUCUGCGUGGCUGGUGAAGAAGUUCCAGCAGAACUUGCUGGUGAUGCUGGGAUUCAUCGUCCCGUCUUUCAUCGGAACUAUUGUCCUGAUGACUGUUGAGAAUACCACGCUCGCCACCAAGGUCGGACUGCUGAUCAGCUAUUAUAUCACGCUGUCUUUCUGGUCCGCCCAGACUUUGUGUCUGUCCAUGGUAUCCCGCAAUAUUGCCGGGCAGACCAAGAAGGCCACCGUCGUAGCGGCAACAUUCAUCUCGUGGGCUGCAGGGAAUGCCAUUGGUCCGCAAGUAUUCCUCGACUGGGAUGCGCCGCGAUACCAUAUCGCGUGGAGUGUGCACCUCGCCUGCUACUCCUGUAUGACUGUGGCGGUUACCUUCCUGCGCUUCUACCUCAUUCGCCAGAACAAGAAGAAGGAUGAGAUCCUCGCCCAGGCCGGACUCAGCGCAGCGGAUCCGAAUCUCGUCCAUGCUUUUGAGGACAAGACGGAUCAGGAGAACUUGAACUUCCGGUAUAUUUAUUAG